Molecule: messenger RNA, 2205 nt
Organism: Prorocentrum cordatum
Lineage: Eukaryota; Dinophyceae; Prorocentrales; Prorocentraceae
Source: the annotation of a GenBank genome assembly
AUGGCCUCGCACGAAGCGCGAAGUGCCUCACGCGCGGCGUUGCCCCUGGGCUCCGUGGCUGCACCGGGCGUCACAGGGUGCAGGCCGACCGUCGAGUGCAAGAUUACACUCGAGCAGUUGGUUGCCGAGCCGCGCGAGCUGGCAGCGCUCAGCCACACGCCGUGCGCCACGGCGUGGACAGAGCCCGCCUUCCGCUCGGCCGAGCAGAACGCCGCGAACGUAGAGAUGCCCCCUGGCGCUGGCGGCGCCGGUAAAGGUGCUCCACGGGACCAGCACCCAGGAGAGGGCACAGGCAGGGAGAAGCCCUGGGACAUGGCGGCGUACCGAGGCCUGGAGGCCGGGGCGCACGGCAGGGGCAGCGCGUGGCUGCCCGGCGAGGAGAGCGCGGCCGACUGCGCCGAAGGCCCGCCCGAGCCCCUCGCCCGAGGCCGCGGGGGGCUCCGACACCGCCCCGCGGGGGCGCUGCUGACCGCGGCGGCGUUGCUGGCGGCGGCCCUGCCGGCAGCGCUGCGGGGCGCGGGCGGAGGGCCAGGGCCGGAGCGCGACGGAUCGCCCCGCACCAUCCAGCUCGAGUCCGAGCCGCCCAGCGAGAACGGGACGGGGAGCGACGAGCCGCCCCUCUACCCGAACGGCAGCGCCGGGUGCCUUGCGUCCCGCAACCUGACGUGGACGGCCCCCUUCGGCGGAGUCGUCAGGGUGCUGGUGGUGGGGGGCGGCGGCGGCGGCAGCAGCAGCGGCGCGGGCCUCGCGGGCGGUGGAGGCUACGGUGGGGACGUGGGCGAGCAGGAGUUCGAGGUUGCCAUCGGCGACACCUUCACCGUGAUCAUCGGCGAGGGGGGCACUGGCGGUGCGGGCCUCGACGGCGACGGGAGGGGUGCCGGCGGCAGCGAGUCCGCCUUCGUGGCGGACUCUGGCGUCGGAGAGCUCCGGAGCCGCGGCGGGAGGGGCGGUCAGCCCGACGGAGGCGGAGGUGCCGCUGGGCGGUGCUUCGACAGUUGCCCAGCAGAUGGCAAUAAUAGUUUGUACAUUGUUGAUCGGAGCGAGCUCACAGCGUGCCUCAGCAUCUCCUCCGGGAGCGUCAUGGUGAGAGACCUGACGGAGUGCCUGACCAACGCCUCGCGUGAGCCCAACGCCUCGCGUGAGCCAGACUCGGGGGGCGGCACCGACUUGGCCGUCGUUAAUUUGUCUACUUUUUACAAUUGCAUGGAGGAGUCCGUCUUCGACGGGAAGUCCGACACUGCGGAGCCGACUGAUCUGAUUCCUUGUCUCAACAUGUCAAUGGGUGAGGCUGUUGGAGGACAGUGUGGUAUUGGCGCAUUUGGGGUGACCUCGUGCAUAUCUGGCGAUUGCAUCGCGUACGGAGGCGGAGGUGGUGCUGGCUCCAACGAGACAGCUUGCGGAGAAGUUGAAACUGGCGGCGUCGGUGGCGGUGGCAAUGGCGGGGCCCCCGGCACGGGGCUGGAGGGCAGGCCCGGGAUGCCAGGUUUUGGCAGCGGGGGCGGGGGCGGCGGCGUGUCAGGCACCAAGAGCGGCAACGGCGGAGACGGAGGCAGGGGCGCCAUCAUUCUGCGCUACAUUCUGAUCAGCGACCUGAACGGCACGAUCCUGCCAGAGAGCUCCAGCGAUGAAGGCAAUGCCUCGAACCAUUCCGCCAGCGACACUGGCGGCGGCUGCGGUCCAGGCGACAAUUGCCUCCCAGAGCAGUACUGCGGCUUCCCGACAGGUGUGAGCCCGAGCCAGAUCCUGUGCCCGAGCAAAGGCAGGUGCCCUGGCGAGGGAUCGCCAUCGUUCACGACAUGCCAACCUGGCACGCAGAACGCCUGCGCUUGCCAGCAGGAGCUGGUGAACGGGCAACAAGCGCUGACGUGCGAGUGUCCGCAGAGCGGCGACUGCUACGAUUCCCUGCCGCCGAACUCGACGGAUCAGGGAAGUAACGCCUCGAAUCCGUCAGCUGCUGGCACGGCAGGCAGCGCAGCGAACAUUUCUGCCGCUGGCAUUGGCGGCGGCCAUGGUCCAGGUGAGGACUGCGCUUCGGGGCAGUAUUGCGGCUUCCCGACCGGUGUGAGCCCGAGCCAGAUCUUGUGCCCCAGCAGCAACAGGUGCCCUGGCGAGGGAUCGCCAUCGUUUCCGACAUGCCAACCUGGCACGCAGAACGCCUGCGCUUGCCAGCAGGAAACGCUUGCGCUUGCCAGCAGGAGCUGGUGA